CCGGGCGCCGCCGCCAUGGCGCUGGUCACGCUGCAGCGCUCGCCGACCCCCAGCGCCGCCUCCUCGGCCAGCACCAGCGAGCUGGAGGUUGGCAGCGAUGAGGAGCGUAAACUAAACGUGAGCCUAAGUGAAAGCUUUUUCAUGGUGAAAGGCGCAGCCCUGUUCUUGCAGCAAGGAAACAGCUCCCAGGGCCAGCGAAGCCUCCAGCAUCCUCACAAACAUGCAGGUGAUUUGCCCCAGCACCUCCAGGUGAUGAUCAACCUCCUUCGCUGCGAGGACAGGAUCAAACUGGCUGUGCGUCUGGAGAGCGUGUGGACAGACCGCGUCCGCUACAUGGUGGUUGUGUACAGCAGCGGGCGGCAGGACACCGAGGAGAACAUUCUGCUGGGGGUGGAUUUCUCCAGCAAGGAGAGCAAAAGCUGCACUAUAGGGAUGGUUCUUCGUCUGUGGAGUGACACUAAAAUCCAUCUCGAUGGUGAUGGUGGCUUCAGCGUGAGCACAGCGGGGAGGAUGCACAUCUUCAAGCCAGUGUCGGUGCAGGCCAUGUGGUCUGCUUUACAGAUCCUCCACAAAGCCUGUGAAGUUGCAAGAAGGUACAACUACUUCCCAGGUGGGAUGGCCUUGGUCUGGGCCACCUACUACGAAAGCUGCAUCAGCUCUGACCAGAGCUGCAUCAAUGAGUGGAAUGCAAUGCAGGACCUGGAGUCCACCCGCCCCGACUCUCCAGCCUUGUUUGUUGACAAGCCAACUGAAAGAGAACGAACAGAACGGCUCAUCAAAGCCCAACUCCGGAGCAUCAUGAUGAGCAAAGACCUGGAAAACGUGACUUCUAAGGAGAUACGAAAUGAGCUGGAGAAACACAUGAAUUGCAACUUGAAGGAAUUCAAGGAAUUUAUAGACAACGAGAUGCUGCUGAUCCUGGGCCAGAUGGACAAACCCUCUCUGAUCUUUGAUCACUUGUACCUGGGGUCCGAGUGGAAUGCCUCCAACCUCGAGGAGCUGCAGGGCUCAGGCAUUGACUACAUCCUCAACGUCACGAGGGAGAUCGAUAACUUCUUCCCCGGCCUGUUUGCGUAUCACAACAUCCGCGUGUACGACGAGGAGACCACGGACCUCCUGGCCCACUGGAACGAGGCCUAUCACUUCAUCAACAAGGCCAAGAAGAACCGCUCCAAGUGCCUGGUGCACUGCAAGAUGGGCGUGAGCCGCUCGGCCUCCACCGUCAUCGCCUACGCCAUGAAGGAGUUCGGCUGGUCCCUGGAGAAAGCCUACGGCUACGUCAAGCAGAAGCGCAGCAUCGCCCGGCCCAACGCCGGCUUCAUGAGGCAGCUGCUGGAGUACCAAGGCAUCUUGGAUGCCAGCAAGCAACGCCACAACAAGCUGUGGAAGCAGCAGGCAGAGAGCAACCUGCCCCAGAGCACAGACACGGGCUCGAGCGACUUCCUCCUGGAGAGCUUGGACAUGGACCUGGAGAACCGGCUGUCGGAGCUGGAGGCGCCGGCGCCGUUCCUGGACAACCGCGCCGGCACCGCGCUGCCCGCGGGCUUCAGCUACUGCUUCCAGCGCCUCUCGGACACGCUGCUGGAGAACAAGCUUCCCAGGGACAGGGAGAGCUGCUUCCCCGGGGACCAGCCGCAGCGGGAGGCGCCGGCGGGGCUGCCCGACACGGCCAAGGGCCCCCAGCUCGGCGGCUUCGGGGAGAAGGAGGUGAAGAAGAAAGUGGAGUUGAGCCCCCGGAAGGGCAGGAUGGUGCUGGGCCCCGGGGAGCACGGGGAGGACGGUGUGAGGGAGGAGAAUGCGGUGGAGAAGUGGAGGCGGCGGUUGUCCACGCACAAGGAGGAGAGCAGGCUUAAUAGGGAGAACUUGAAUAACAACAACAGCAAGCGGAGUUGCCCGGAGGAUUUUGAGCACGACGCCGUCUUUGGGAUCCUCAGUAAGGUGAAGCCUUCAUACCAGUCCUGUGCUGACUGCGUGUACUCCUCGGCCGGCUUGUCCCCCGACUCCUUCGGGGAGCAGUGUGAGAAGCUCAACGCCGGCGCCGCGCGGCACAACUCCACCGUGUGCACGCAGCCAGCCCUGCUGCCCCAGCUGCCCCCCGGCCUGGCCGAGCCCCUGCCCGCCAAGGCACAGCUGGGGGACGCCGCCCGAGCCGGGGCGCUGGAGGCCGAGACGUGCCGGGCUCUGGAUCAGCACCGCGGCGGCCCCGAGGAAGGAAAAGACGCACCGAGAACCCCACCCAGAGCCGCGCCGGCCCGGAGAGAGCCGCGCUGCCACAGCAGCCUCCUUAACGCUGACGUGGUGAAGGAAGAGUGUCUGGGCAGGAGGGACGCCAGACCCACCAAGGACAUGAAGUACUUGUUGUUCAGCAAGGACUUGGAGAAGCCGAGCGCCAGCAGCUACCUGAUGCAGCACCAGGAGUCUCUCAUCCAGCUGCAGAAGGCGGGUUUGGUCAGGAAGCACACCAAGGAGCUGGAGAGGCUGAAGAGCCUCCCCUCGGACGCCUGCUCGCUGCUCAGAGACAGCCCCCUGAGCAGGGUGGGCGCUGACAUCGCGGAGGAGAGCGAGGAGCUGCUGUCCCAGCACGGCCUGGUGCCUCUGCUGGGGCCGGCGCCGCUCAGCGCCCCGCAGGCAGACGCCAAACGGGCGCCCGAGGGGGUCGCCCACAAAACCUCCACCCCCGUCCCGUGCCGGCCGGAGCACACCAGCAGCUUCACCAAGGACUUCCUGAAGACCAUCUGCUACACGCCCUCGUCGUCCCGCAGCUCCAACCUGACGCGCAGCUCCAGCAGCGACAGCAUCCACAGCGUGCGGGGCAAGCCGGGGCUGGUGAAGCAGCGCACGCAGGAGAUCGAGACGCGCCUGCGCCUGGCCGGCCUCACCGUGUCCUCCCCGCUCAAACGCUCCAACUCCCUGGCCAAGCUGGGCUGCCUCAACCUGUCCUGCGAGGACCUGGCGAGCGACGCGGACGUGGCGGCCGUGGCGGACUCCAGGGAGCGCGAGCCGCGGGCAGCGGGGCGGGCGGGGGGCGGCUCCAAGGACACGCUUUGGGUGGGCGAAAGUUGA
Messenger RNA from Colius striatus (speckled mousebird), 3063 nucleotides. It is a transcript of the gene SSH1, whose product is annotated as slingshot protein phosphatase 1. The record is from RefSeq and is a predicted model, not a curated record. The coding region runs from base 16 to 3063 and encodes 1015 amino acids. The transcript is spliced from 15 exons. Gene Ontology annotation, biological process: negative regulation of actin filament polymerization; actin cytoskeleton organization; protein dephosphorylation. Lineage: Eukaryota; Metazoa; Chordata; Aves; Coliiformes; Coliidae. Gene Ontology annotation, cellular component: cytoplasm. Gene Ontology annotation, molecular function: protein tyrosine/serine/threonine phosphatase activity; actin binding.